Molecule: messenger RNA, 1479 nt
Organism: Alternaria alternata
Lineage: Eukaryota; Fungi; Ascomycota; Dothideomycetes; Pleosporales; Pleosporaceae
Exons: 2
Coding region: 265-1479 (404 amino acids)
Source: RefSeq, a predicted model, not a curated record
UUUCACCAAUCGGAAUAGACAUCGAGAAGACCUCAAUGGAAGAUGCAUGCUAUCUGGGUGCUCUGGCAGGCUUCUGGCAUACGAACUGUGGGGUGCCGGUGCUUUUGCUCGGCCCAUUUCUCAGGAAGCGAUUUAUCGCGAUCGCAACGCGUCGCGGGGCAGAUGGGGUUAUAAACUCGCUUGUCGCCUGAAGCACGUAUGUGUAAAUUAUAAUGAUGGCCAAUUCACUAUGAAGCAUCUAUCAGCAAUACAAGCACGAUACUGAUGUUGUGGCAUCAUGGCUCAUUUGGCUACAGCGCAACCCUCGGGCCACCUCCUCCUACGGAACAGAAGUCCCAAAGACUGAAAGGCAAGGCUAGGAAAACUGCCAAGCAAGUGACAGCUCCGCAAAAUGGGUCAGACAAACAGACUUCGAAGCCCAAAUACACCCUUGCUGUCAAAGACUUCAUAUCUCUAUCUGAGCACAUCGCUGGCGUUACAGACAAGACUGUCGAAAUCCCCGAGUACUUUAACGUCGCACUCAACCGAGUAAUCUCGGUUCGGAGUUCGUUCUCGACAAAGUUGGAGACAGCCGGCGAAGCCGUCAACCAGGCAUCAGAUUCUCGUCACAAUUUUUUUGUGACUGUGCUAGAGAAGGUUCGCGAAUCGCUGAAACCCUUGACGAAGUCCAACGCCCUGGAUCUUAGCAGCAUCAAGAAUGCUACACCAAGGGCCGGCGGAGACCGAGCUAGGCAGAGUGAACUUCGAAAUCUAUUCGAAGUCUUGGAUGUAUACGAACCCUCUGCGGAGUUCCUGGCUGCACCAGACGUGGUGCCUUCACCUUCACCUGUGGAACUGGAAUAUACUGUUGAGGAGCCGACCGACUCAAUCAUUGAGGCCUUCAUGGCCAUGACCAUGUUGGUGAACGACCUCUCCCGCCUGCGUGCUGAGAUAGCUGACCUUUGGGCUCGGCAUAACACCGGAGAACUCGAUCUGCCAACUGUUUCGGUAGCGACGAACGCAGCGAUUGAGCUUGCGCACAGCAUGGAAGAUGAAGUCUAUCCAUUGAUGAAGUUCUUGGUCGAAACUGUACCUUUCCACGAGCUGUACUGGACCGGUAUUUGCAAACAAGCUGGUCUUGAUGCGCUCACGCCACAAUCGCCGCCCCACGCAGAUGAUUAUAACUUUCAAGUUUACGACAUCGCAGAUGCGCUUUUCAUCAAUUCCCGUAAUGCCCUUUUGGUCUUUCUCGCCAACUUCCAGCCGCCAAUCAUGAGUUACAAUGGUAAAUGGGGUCCAUUCGACAAGAAUGCGCGCCAGCCACCUCAGACGAAUAGAGAGAAAUAUGCCCGCGACAAGUCAACUUUGCAAGAAGUGCUCCAGGAUCUUCCUCUACUCUUUAAUCGUCCGGGAGUUAUUGAGGAUCAGUUCGUCCACGCUUUCGCUGCCGCUCGGACAUCCUACAACAAAGCGAACUCGAACCAGCAACCGCCAAUCUAG